Bombus huntii is the source of this 1234-nucleotide messenger RNA. RefSeq lists its product as uncharacterized. The record is from RefSeq and is a predicted model, not a curated record. The coding region runs from base 193 to 1125 and encodes 310 amino acids. Lineage: Eukaryota; Metazoa; Arthropoda; Insecta; Hymenoptera; Apidae. The transcript is spliced from 7 exons.
UAUACGCCGGUUCUGCCGACGAAUAACAACAGAUUGCAGGUGGAUUCCCAACAGUGCAAGUGUCUCUACGUGCGAAGUUGUGCGCACGAAUGAACCUGUCAACAUUCUACGGAAGAAUUUUACUCAUAUACGAGUACAUCCCCAAAAAUAACUCAUAUCUUCAACCUUUAUACGUCCACAUUAUAUCUUCCAAUGGCUACGAUAGAGGAAAGAUUUUGUCGUGAUGAUGGUGACUGUUCCGAUAAACAAUACUGCUAUCAUGUAUCGGAACGGUGCGUUGAUUAUACCCAAUGUAACAGGUAUAAUAGACUGGAAAAUCAUGAAAAAAAAUCACGGGACCCCUCUCAAUGCGGCCCCUGCCUGACUGGCUACAACGCCGAAAAACUUGGUACAGGAGAAAUGGCAUUAUUUUGUAGAAAAACUAACGCUCAACAAGAUAUACCCGAAGUAGUAAAACUGGACAACACUAUGAUUAUCUACUCAGUAAUUGGAACAUUCCUAUUUGGUAUAAUAGCUGUUUUUGGUAUAUUUCUUUUCAUAAGACGAAGAUCAAAGCGGCAAAGAAAUAUGGUAAAACCGCACGCUGAACUUGGCAUGAUGGAACCGACUGCCCCGCCAUUGGAAAAUAGUCCUUUCAUUAGAUGCAAAGAAGCGUCAUCUCCUGUACCAUUCAACAAUAAUAAAAUUUUGAAGGAUAAGAAUGAUCUUGUGCGUGCAGUAGGUUUCGUACCUCCGAGUUGGGUUCGUACGAAUUCUAAUUAUGAAUAUGAUAUGAGUAAUGAUAACAUAGAUGCAAUAGGACAACAACAUCCUGUGUCUGAACCAACUGAUAAUCGAUCUAAUAAUUUGAUGCUAGAGCGACUAGCACAUGAAGUUACAAAUGGAAAUUUAGCAGGAUAUGAAAUCGAACAAGCGGAUAAUAGUUUGAACACCAUUUUAGUUCAAGCAAAUAAUCCUUCUUCAUCUAACGACUCGACUCAAGAAAAUAAUAAUAACAAUAAUAAUAAUGGUUCAACAUCAGAUUCAAGUAAUGCUCAAAACAAUAGAGAAAAUAUACGGAUAUCAAACAUUUUGAUUUCUCAAAAAAUAUCUAUGAACGUGAAUCUAUUGAAUGACGAUUGUUGAUCUCAAAAAAUUGUGAUUAAAUAUGUUAAGCAAGUGCCUUUUACGAAUGAAGUGACAUAGUAUCUUGACGUUAAAAAUUAGAUAAAUGAUAAAAGAUUACAUUUUAAUA